AAGCACAGAAACACAGAGAAGAGCAGCACAGAGAGAGCCAUGGCAUCUUUCUCCUCUUUCUCAGAAGAUCUGACUUGUGCAGUCUGUCUGAAUAUCUUCACUGAUCCAGUAACCCUCUUCUGUGGACACUCUUUCUGCAUGGAAUGCGUCACUGAAAUCUUGAAUCAGUGCCCACAGUGUCGGACAAUUAUUCCCACAGACAGGAUGGAUUUCACGACUAAUCACAUCUUGAAAAGUCUUGCUGAAAAAGCUAAAGAAACUCAGAAAAAGAAGGACUCUGGAAAGGAUAAUGAGGCUGCUGUGGGGUUUUGCCCUGAACACGACGAAAAGAUGAAGUUGUUCUGUCUCACCGAUCAGCAGUUAACUUGCAUUAUAUGCAGAGAUUGUGAAAGGCAUGAAGGACACAAGUUUAAACCCAUCAAAGAAGCUACUGCCUCACUAAGGAAGGAGGCAGAGACUCUUCUGGAAAAGGAUUCCUGUGAUAUCAGUACAUUAGAACUUCUCGCCAAGUCACAGAAUGAAGAAAUGAGAAAAUCCAAAGAAAAGUCUCAGCAGCUGAGGAGCCAGAUCAGCAGCCAGUUUCAGGAGAUGCACCAGUUUCUGAAAAGGAGAGAAGAUGAAAUAAUGAAUGAGCUGAAGUGCAAGGAGAAUGAUGAGAUUGAGAAGAUGAGAGAGAGGUUAAAUGUUAUUGAAAAAGUUUUAUCUGAAGGCAGAGAGCUUGUGGAAAAGAUUAAAUCUGCUGUAGAGAUUACAGAGCCUGAGAGUUUUCUAAAGAGCUGGUCAGAGUACAAGACUAUGAGGACACCAGAACCUUCAUCCAACUGCAGCGGAUCAAACCUCGAGGUGGUGAAUUCUUCUUUCUCAUUGGGACCAUAUGAGAGUCACCUGCAGUUUUUUGUGUGGAAAGAGAUGCUUCAGGUGAUCCAACCUCAAGCUGAAAAGCUUUUAUUUAAAAGCCUAGAUCCUCCUGUUUGGUCAAAUUGGUCAGGUGUUUCUUGUGCCUGCCAGAGGGGAAGCUCAAUAAAUUAUGGUGUUCUUAGCCAUUUUCCAUGUAGUUGUCAUCAAGCCUUUAGCAAUUUACUGUCACAAUGGCAGAAAUACUAUGGACUUCAAAAUAAUUAUGCACUUAGUGUAAAUCAGACCAUCCAAGGAUCACAUUAUUGUGAGAUAGAUGUUGAAGAAAAGAACUGUUGGACAAUAAAGAUACAAAAUAUUUCCUUGACAUAUAAAUAUAACACAUAUACAAUAACUGAUCAAAAAACCUCAGAAGAACUAAAGUUUGAAAGCAAACCUAAAAUAAUUGGCCUUUAUUCAAACAGGAGCACUGGGGAGCUCCAUGUGUUUGAUGCAGACAACAUGAAACAUGUUUGCUCCAUGACCUCUACUGUUACACCAACACCACCACAGUUUUCAUCUGUAAACUAGAAUGUGUGUGUUACCAAUGAAAUUGUUAGGCAUGGCCUUAAAUAGUGUGUUCAUGCUAGAACAUGUUGCAGUCUGGUUGAAAUAAAAACAAUUGUGUACAGAAGAGCGGGAAAAAUUAUUCAACAGUGAUAGAAAAGACUCACUGCCAAAGUAAACACUGGAUGGCAAAACUAGUUAAUUGCAUUUUAACAUAGGGCCAGGUUGGUUUGGAUAGACAGUUUUCGGUUAUUGUUACAUUAAAUAAUUUGAAAAUAUGUAUCUUGUAUUUACCAAAGUUAUUAUUUUUUUAUUAGCAUUUGUUUGAUGAUGUGAAACAUUUCACUAUGACAAAAACCAAAAACUAAAGAAUUCUCUAAGUGAGAAAAUAUUUUUUCACAGCAAUAGGUCUAUGACUGUGCAAACUGUAACAUUUACUAUUGUUGUCAUUUAUACAUCAUUUUGAUUCUCAUUCCUUAUUAGCUAUGUGGUUUUGUUUUGAGCUGUUUAAAAAAACUAUGCAUAACCUCAGAUUUGUUGUAAACAUAUUCAAUAACUCAUUUGAAUUUCAUCAAAAACUGAAGCAAAUCAUUCAUACCUAAUCCAUGUAAACAUGCUUAUGAAAAAUUGGGACUCAAAAUUAUUUAGUUUUCGUUUUAAGAGCUAAAUUUCACUGUAAAGUCUUAAAUUGCAUGACAGAAUCUGCAAUGUUAUUCUCUCUUGGUUGGUAUUAUAACAACGUGAAUGUAAAAGCUUGGCUGAUGUAAAAAUAAUAAAAAAAUAGCCUGUC
Fundulus heteroclitus (mummichog) is the source of this 2191-nucleotide messenger RNA. Its product is annotated as nuclear factor 7, ovary. NCBI's taxonomy places the organism in Eukaryota, Metazoa, Chordata, Actinopteri, Cyprinodontiformes, Fundulidae. The record is from RefSeq and is a predicted model, not a curated record. Gene Ontology annotation, molecular function: zinc ion binding.